Ectocarpus sp. CCAP 1310/34 is the source of this 2592-nucleotide messenger RNA. The record is from the annotation of a GenBank genome assembly. Lineage: Eukaryota; Phaeophyceae; Ectocarpales; Ectocarpaceae.
GUGUGAACUGCUAUAGACACACAAGAGGGUGAUGAGCGAGGUGAGCGAGGUCCAACAUGUUGAUGCUGAGGUGGAUGCUCCUGACGCCGAUUCUUCGAUCGGUGGUGGUUCAGCAGCACCUGUGGCUGACGAUGGACGUGUGGUUCCGCAGCUUGACGGUGCAGCAGAGACCAGCACGCUCCACUCGAACAACGGGACGCAAGUGGUUGUCACGAUUGUCCCACAGACAAGUGGGAAGAAGACCAAGAGGUCGUGGGUCUGGCAGGUGUGUCGCGAGUUCAAGCCUCUCAUCAACGGAAAAAACGUGUUCUGCAUGGCAUGCAAGCAUCUCAUGCUGUGGAAACCAGCUGAUGGCACGGGCGGCAUGAGCAGCCACUACAAAAAGAAACACCCCGCCCUGUACAAGGCGCUGAUGGACGACCACACCACCACCGCUCAAGGGAGAGCCAACGUCGCCGCGGCCGUCGCGUUCGAUCCCAAGCCCACGGGAAAGGCGACGGGCAAGGGCAAGGGCAAGGCCGGGUCGUCGACACCAUCCAUCAAGGACUACAUGCAAACCGGCAACCCGCUGCUUGCGUCGACGGAAGCGGCGGCCAAUCGCCGGUUCGUCGUGUGGUGCGCCAUCAACAUGAGGCCGCAGAACAUGCGCUACGACGAUGGCUACAAGCUCCACAUGGGCAUGCUAUGCCCCAAGUACGUAGAAUCGACGAUGUCCGACGCGACCUUCAACUCCAUCCUGUCCACCAUCUACACCGAGACAUGCGACGCAGUCAAGACGGGCUUGCGUUUGCACCGGGAGUCGUGUGUGAAGCUUGGUUACGUCGGCCCUUUCCUCGGUGCCCAGCUGGACCUCACGACCGUCGCCAACGAGGAGUACAUCACGUUCUCCGUGUCCUACAUCGCUGAAGCCGCAACAACGAUCACGCGCGUCGGGUUGGCAACACGAGCUUUUCCUGGCUCUCAUACCGCUGCCGACAUCGAGCCAUGGAUCGAAAAGGCGAGCUUUACAACCUUCAAGUUGCUGACGACGGAGUUUUUCGCGGACAUGAUGGGAGAAAACGUGCAGCCGAAGGACGUCUUCCUUGCUUUUACUGUAGACCAGGGCGGCAACGUGGUAAAUGCUUGCCGAAACUUGGAUGUUGAAGUUCUCAAGUGCAACGCCCACCGGCUCAACUCCGUCACGAUGUGGGCCUUGGGGAUAAAUGGUUCCAUCAGAACGGGCGAGAACCCAGCCAUGGAAAAGCUGAUGAAGAGGCUGGCGGCGGUAGUAGGGGUGUUCAGCCACUCCGCGGUCAACAACGACGAGCUCAAGGACAUCCAGAGACUGCAAGAAGAGUUCCAGAUCAUCUACGAACUAAUCAGGCGCAACGACACGAGGUGGGCCAGUCAACACGCUAUGAUGGUUCGGCUACUCAAGCUGAAGAAGGCAAUCGUGGAGUACUUCAGGGACAACGAGAACAACAACCGGAAGUUGUCCUCGCGUGAGUGGACGGUCACGAACGAGGUUUGCAGCCUGCUGGACGUCGUGGCGGAGGUAACCGUCAAGAUCCAAGGCGCCACCGACACCCACAUCAGCCAGACGAUGUUCAACAUGCGCGAGAUCAGGGAGAUCUUCAGCGGAGACGUGUACAAGAUCCGCGUACCAGACCAACCCUACAACGACGACAGCGUGUUGAAGGAAAAAAUCCAGGUGGACGACCUGAUGACCGAGACGUGUAAGGUACGGGAGGUUGUGCUCUCAAGGAUGGAGAAGAAAGAGCUCGGGGCGGCAAGAAUGCCCUUGGAGCGCAUCUGCGCGCUGCUAGACCCGAGACGGAAGGAUUGCUCGGACGAGCAUCUCGUCAACGGCAGCGCAGAUCUGAAGGCCUCUGCGAUUGCUGACGUUAAGAGCGUGGCCAAGACGUUCGCGGAGGCCGAUCUCGGGUCGGCGUCCUCAUCCGCUGGGAGUGGUGGAGCGGGCGGCGGCGGAGAGUCCAACCAGCCUGCGCCCAAGAAGCAGAAGGUCCUCUCGGACCUGGAGGAAAGGCGACUCCAACGUCUCGCCAAGUCGAAGGCAGCUAGCGCCGGUAGAGCUGCACCGGCGGCAGUUUCUACAGCGAGGCGGGGCGCGAUCGUUGAGCGGGAGCUGCGGAUGUACUUGGCGGAAGACCCCGCCGAGGAGGAGUACGACUUCUCGCUUCUUGAGUUCUGGCAGCGGAGGAGCAAGCCCAGAACAUGCGCCGAAACGGGCGAAGUCGAGCCAGGCUUGCCGCAUUUGGCGCUCAUCGCUCGGUUGUUCCACGGGAUCGAGUCUACUAGCUGCCAGGCAGAGAGGAACUUUUCAGCCCUUGCGUUCCUGAUUGGCAGCCUGCGCAGCUCUAUGCUACCCGGCAAGGUAGAGCGACUGAUGUUCCUCCGACUCAACAGGCUGUACAUCCCAGAGGUCAAGGCCCUUCACGACGCCGUUGAGGCCAACAAAGCAGCGGCAGCUCGGUGCCAAGAGAAAGUUGCACAAGUCGAGGCGGAAGCAGCUGGCGACGCUGUCGUCUUGACACUCUAAUAUUGUGUUUAAGUGUUGUUUUACUCCAGUAUUGUUUUUGAACUGCGGAACUG